AUGAUGACUGUUCAUCUUACCUGUUGGUUGGUUUGGAUCAUCUUGGUCGGGGCUCAAUUCCAGACCUUUUCUCCAUUGGGACCCAAUGGACUCACCUAUAGUAUCCAUAUCCCCGCCGUCACUGUCAACUCCAGCACCUCGCGGCCCAUCUAUCUUCAAAUGAAUUCGACUCGCCGCAUAGAGUGGUUUGCCUUGGGCCAAGGAGACCACAUGGCCGGGGCCAAUAUGUUCGUGGUUUAUACGUCCGGCGACAAUGUGACCGUUUCCCCGCGAUCCAGUACGGGACACACGCAGCCCCUGUAUAACCCUGAGGCGCGAAUUACAGUCAUGAAUGGUAGCGGAGUCCAUGGGCCAAUGAUCACAGCCAAUAUAAAAUGUGAUAGCUGCAUUGAUUGGGGACAGGGCAGCAUGAAUUUGACCAGCGCGAGCAGUUCAUGGAUCUGGGGGGUGCGUUAUGGAAUGCCAUUGCAGUCACGUAGUUUGUCGGCGAAAAUUCUCGAACAUGAUGUGAUGGGUGUUGAGACAGUGGAUUUGACAAAAGCCACUGGUGAAACCAGCGUGAAUCCCUUUACCGACAUCAUCAGCACUAGUGCGCAUGCCAACGCCGACUAUCCCUUUCCAGAGGCCGUCUUCCAUGGCAAAAAGAUCGCUCACGGGGUACUAAUGGUGGCUUCCUUCGUCAUCUUGUUCCCUUUUUCUGCGCUGCUCCUUCAUCUCUCUUCAUCGUCCAACGUCGUGAAAAUCCAUGGAGGACUGCAACUGUUUGCCUUGGCUGUUGCCAUCGUGGGACUUGGCCUGGGAGUCUCGAUGGCCCGGCAAAUCCACAACUUGGUGCACUACCAUAUCAUAAUUGGGAUCGUGGUCAUUGCCAGCUUGGCUCUUUUUCAGCCUGCCAUGGGCCUUCUCCAGCACCGGUUCUUCCGCAAGACUGGCGGAAAGGGACCUUUUGCCUACAUGCACCGUUGGUUUGGGCGGAUCAUGAUCAUUUUGGGAGUGAUCAAUGUGGGGCUAGGAUAUCAGUUCACGGGGGUCGGCGAUCCCGAUGCUCCUCGGGGCGCGGUAAUUGCGGUUGGAGUGAUAACUGGAAUCAUUGGCGUAUUGUAUAUAUUGACAGUGGGAUAUGUGAAUUCUAUGCGACGACGACGAGCCUCAGCACAGGCAGACCAGACAAGGCCGUGA
Molecule: messenger RNA, 1179 nt
Organism: Penicillium pulvis
Lineage: Eukaryota; Fungi; Ascomycota; Eurotiomycetes; Eurotiales; Aspergillaceae
Product: cytochrome and DOMON domain-containing protein
Exons: 1
Coding region: 1-1179 (392 amino acids)
Source: RefSeq, a predicted model, not a curated record